Molecule: messenger RNA, 897 nt
Organism: Baudoinia panamericana UAMH 10762
Lineage: Eukaryota; Fungi; Ascomycota; Dothideomycetes; Mycosphaerellales; Teratosphaeriaceae
Exons: 2
Coding region: 42-809 (255 amino acids)
Biological process (GO): protein quality control for misfolded or incompletely synthesized proteins
Cellular component (GO): endopeptidase Clp complex
Molecular function (GO): ATP-dependent peptidase activity; serine-type endopeptidase activity; ATPase binding
Source: RefSeq, a predicted model, not a curated record
CUCCCAUUACUCGGCGCGCAUCUUUCGUUGCGGUUUCAAUGAUGAAGGUUCUCACAAGAGCAGCACAGCGUGCAAUUCGCUUGACACCGGUCCAGCAUGGUUCCAGAACGCAUAUCAGAGCUCUGUCAAAUUCCAUAUCUUCCGAUCUGUAUGGGCAUCGAAGUUCAGAGCGAAGACCGCCUAGCUCAGCGCUACCCUUGCCCUUCGUAACAGAGACUGUUGGAGGCGGCUGGCACACAUACGACAUCUUCUCACGGCUGCUGAAGGAGCGCAUCAUUUGCCUCAAUGGCGAAGUCGAAGAGACUUCGUCGGCAUCGAUCGUGGCACAGCUACUCUUUCUGGAGGCCGAAGACCCGUCGAAACCAAUCAAUCUGUACAUCAACAGUCCAGGCGGUAGUGUGACGGCGGGCCUGGCCAUCUACGAUACUAUGCAGUAUAUACGGUCGCCUGUGACGACCAUAUGCAUGGGCCAGGCAGCAUCAAUGGGGAGCCUUCUACUCUGUGGCGGUGCUAAAGGCUCGCGGCACUGCUUACCACACAGUCGCAUCAUGGUGCACCAGGUAAGCGGAGGCUACCAUGGGCAGGCGUCAGAUAUUGCGAUCCAUGCAAAGGAGAUUCUCCGUGUGCGAGAGCAGCUCAAUCAGAUCUAUCAGCGGCAUCUCACUCCCAAAGAGGGCGGUACGAAGAGCUUGGAGGAGAUUGCAAGGGUCAUGGAGCGUGACUUCUUCAUGAGUGCCGAGGAGGCAUUAGACUGGGGCAUUGUCGACAAAGUGCUCGAUCGGCGUGAGCAGAGCGGCGAGGGGACGUGAUGGAGGUCGCAUUUGCAGCCAUGGCCGGCCACUGGAAUGUCACGCAACACGCCAGUGCGAGCUAGCUUCAAUGGCGAGCGUUCACCCA